GGACUUCCGGUCUUCUUUAUUCCGGAGAGGAAAGCCGCUUCCCCAGGGUGAGGGAAUAUUUGAAUUUCUGUUGUUUGCUUGUGUUUUCUUCCCCGGGUCAUCGUUGCCGCCGCUACUGUAACAGUUACUCAGACUUGACGGACCUGUUGGCCAAAACACACUCCCUGUGGCCAUAUUCCUCUGCGGUUGUGAUUGUUUUCUUUCGAGAAACAUCACUUGUUGGUAAUUUGUCAAAUUCAAGAAAUAUUUCUCGAGAAGCGGCCGUGGGCAGGCGCAGAUGUUGCGGCUUCGAGCAUUUUGGCAAAUUAAAGCACGGGGCCGUUGAUUGGCCUCAUUUCCACGACUUCUCGGCUCGGAAAAGUGUUAUCUUCCCACACUGGAGUUAAACCUUAAGGAUUAACCAUGGCAUUCUGUUAAGGAUUUCAACGCAAAUUAUUUAAGGUCUUCUCCUUGGAAGGACAUUUUAUCCAUGGUCAUAGUAAUGGCAGCUGAAGUGCGAAUGGUACUUUAUGAAGAUGAUUCAGUGCAAGUACAAUAUGUUGAUAGUUCUAGACUACAGCUUUCUCCCUGUGGCUCUGAAUUUUUAUUUGAAAAAGCACCCCCUGUUUCAGCACAUCCUUUAGAACAACCAGAAAGAAUUCGUCAAAGGACACACUUUGUUAUAAGCACUUACCGAGAGCAACUACAGCGAGCCCUAGAUUUUCGAAACUCUUUUGCCACUUGCCCUUUUUUAUCUGAAAGCAUUAUACCACCUGAAGGGAAAAAGCGUAUCUUCCUUGACAUCUCAGAAGUGAGGUGGCCCAGUCUCGAUGCUGACGAUGGCAUGAUAUGCAUGCAGAGUGGCAUGGUGAAGAUAUCAUCUUUAGAUGGUCAUGCAUACCUUUGCCUGCCCAAAUCUCAGCAUGUAUUUAUAGUACAUUUUUUGUGUAAAGUGAGCCAGAAGCCAGAUUCAUCUGUAGUAUUGUCAGAAAAAAAUAAUCAAGUAAAAAAGGACAAACUAGUUGAAAAAGCAGGCAAAAUCUGUACAUAUGGACAGAGACUGAAGAAUAAAGAAAAUGAACUUCACUGUCAGAUGAUGAAUUCCAAAGAACCUUUAGAGAAGAAGAGUUUUGUGAAUGGAACUGAAGGGAGGGAGGCACUGCCUCUGCCUGAUGCAAAGCACAGAUGUGUAUACACGUGGGUAAAGCAGCACUGGACUGUGAACUCCUGUCCAGAGGAAUGGAAAUAUCCUUUGUCUUUAGCACUUCGUUUCCAUAAUAAAAUGAGCAGAGUGGCUGGAAUCGCUGUAAAUGUCAUCCAGAAUAGAAUGUUAACUUCUGAUGUUUCAGAGGAAGGAGGAAAAGAGGUUUCUGUUCUUCCCAGGGCUUUAUUACUCAGCUGUCCUGUCCCACACCUGCACAGGUGGAAUUUUUGCGAUUCACUUUCACUGAGACAGUCUAAUGAAGAAGAAUAUCCCUAUCCUGAACUAGUGAAAGUGGUUUGGUACAAGGGUAUUACUUAUCGACUUACCCAUAAAAAUAUGAACUCAAUAGAGAUUUAUCCUGGAGAUGGAUCUGUUUUCAAAUCAGAAGGAGCUUAUUUUGGGAACUAUUUUACAUACUGUUCCAAUCAAGAAGGAUCAGAAGAGAGAGAAGAGAAAAUGUAUUCAGUACAUAACCUUCCUCCAGAUAGACCAGGAAGUCUGUUUUCGGUGUGUUCUCUUAUUAAACAGGCAGCUAGGAUUCUUCAGCAUUGUGCCAAGACGAGGCUUUCUUUAAGCCAUAACUAUAAUAUAUGCUGCUGGAAAAUGGUACCUGGAAUAAAUGAUAGCAAUGUACUGCCUUUGCUUUUGAGAGAAUUGUUCAUACCCAGCGUGGGAAGAUUUCUUGCAUACUCUGAUGACAAAGUACAUGUUAUCUUUUUAGAUGGCAUUACUCUAACCCUAAAUUGGAAUUUUGGCUCUUUUAUUGAAAAGAGACAGGUAAAUCAAGGUCUCAACUUAGGUUGGUGUAAGUUAACUUUUCCUGAUGGACACGAUCAGUUAAUUCAGAUUGAACACCCUGGACCAUAUGAAAGAUAUGUGACAACAGUAAUAUCAUGGUGCAGAAGACUGACACAGACUAGUCAAAGAGAGAUGUCCACACAUCCUUCAUUUUCUAUUCCUGAAGAAAAUUGGUGUGUGGCUUCUGAACUUGAAAAGAUACAAAAGUUUAACUUGUUAUUGGAGAACAGUGGUGUCCUAAACCAGAUUUCUAACAAGAAAAAUGAACAGUCUUCUGAUAAUUAUAAACCAAAAUAUUCAGAAAACUUGCUAGAAGUUAAUGAAAAGAAAGUAUCGGUGGCAUUGAAAAAAAUGUCUGAAAUUCUUCAGGAUAUUGACUGUCUUUUAUCAAACUCUAAAAAGUGAAAAAUGGAAUUAUUACACUAUAUUAUUAAACCUUAAGGAUGUUGUUUCAAGCAACUAGUAUAAAAUUACUAGAAAGCCAAGGAAUUGUAUAUACGACUUUUGUACAAUCAUUAUAUGAGAAGUGACAUUUAACUUUGGAGGUAUUUUACUUAACCUAUAAAUUUUUAAAAUAUAUUUAUAAUGUACUUUAUUAAUAAAGAACUUUUUUGAAAUUUUGAACAA
Molecule: messenger RNA, 2608 nt
Organism: Pteropus alecto (black flying fox)
Lineage: Eukaryota; Metazoa; Chordata; Mammalia; Chiroptera; Pteropodidae
Gene: CUNH5orf34
Product: chromosome unknown C5orf34 homolog
Exons: 14
Coding region: 470-2386 (638 amino acids)
Source: RefSeq, a predicted model, not a curated record